Molecule: messenger RNA, 717 nt
Organism: Rotaria sp. Silwood2
Lineage: Eukaryota; Metazoa; Rotifera; Eurotatoria; Philodinida; Philodinidae
Source: the annotation of a GenBank genome assembly
AUGAUAAUAAUAUUUAUUUUUCUUUACGGAAAGAGUGCUGUCGGUAAUUCAAUUUGUGGAAGUGAAGAAAGAAAUUUUCCAUUUAUAACUGGAAUCUCAUCAUCCUCUAUAACUCAAAAGGCAAAAACGCCUUAUCGAAAAUAUGCUGAUCAAAAAUUAGUUGUUGUUGAUACGCCUGGCCUAUUCGAUACGAAGAAAUCAAUCACUGAAACAAUGGAACAAUUAAGAAUCGGUUUUCAACUUGCUGCAGCGGGUCCUCAUGCUUUUCUUAUUGUUGUCUACGGUCGCUACACAAAUGAAGAUCAAUUAGUAUUCGAUAUAUUACAGAAAAAAUUUGGACAGUAUUUAAUGGACUAUUUUAUUCUUAUUAUUACUCAUGAAGAUGAAGUACGAAACGAUGAUAAACACAUAUCUGAUAAUGAAGUUAUACGAAAAUAUUUUCAAGAGGUACCAAAAAAAUUACAAGAAUUCUUGAUAAAAUGUAACAAUCGUUUUAUUCUCAUCAAUAAUCGUGCUUCAUUCAUAGAACAUGAUCGAAAAAUUUCGAUGCUUAUCGAUAUAAUCAAACAAAAUGAACAAGAUCAUGCAAAUAGUUUUUAUAAUCAAGAAAUGUUUGAUCAAGCAGAAAGACAUGAUCAAGAAUGGAACAAUGAUGAAUUUGAUCAUCAAAGAAAAGAAUGGGAAAAUGAUGAAGAAGAGAUGAAUGAAAAAGUAUGA